This is a messenger RNA of Lycium barbarum (goji berry), 1436 nucleotides long. Its product is annotated as IAA-amino acid hydrolase ILR1-like 3. NCBI's taxonomy places the organism in Eukaryota, Viridiplantae, Streptophyta, Magnoliopsida, Solanales, Solanaceae. Gene Ontology annotation, biological process: auxin metabolic process. The transcript has 5 exons. The record is from RefSeq and is a predicted model, not a curated record. Gene Ontology annotation, cellular component: endoplasmic reticulum. Gene Ontology annotation, molecular function: IAA-Ala conjugate hydrolase activity. Bases 23 to 1333 code for a protein of 436 amino acids.
UCACAUUUUUUUGUUUCCAUUGAUGAUGGAUUCCUUUUGCACAAAAAACUUCUUCUUCAUCUGCAUAUUAGCAGUUGUAUUAUUAACAAAUUUCCCAUACAAUUCAUGUGCUAUAGAAACUGAGUCACUAACUGGGAACCUUCUAGAAUCAGCUACACAACCAGAGUUCUUGAAUUGGUUAAAAAUUGUAAGGAGAAGAAUCCAUGCGUAUCCUGAAUUAGCAUUCCAAGAAUACAAAACGAGUCAACUCGUUAGAGAUGAGUUGGACUCACUUGGAAUUAAGUAUGUUUCGCCAGUUGCCAAAACGGGUCUGGUUGGAACAAUCGGGUCGGGUCGGAAACCGUGGUUCGGGUUGAGAGCUGACAUGGAUGCUCUCCCUAUUCAGGAAUUGGUAGAUUUGGAGUACAAAAGCAAGAUCGAUGGCAAAAUGCAUGCAUGUGGCCAUGAUGCUCAUGUCACCAUGCUGCUUGGAGCAGCUAGAUUGCUUCAAAAUAGAAGGGACAAGUUGAAGGGCACGGUUAAGCUCGUCUUCCAGCCUGCAGAAGAAGGCUGUGCGGGCGCCUCCCAUAUGUUAGAAGAAGGAGCAUUAGAUGGGGUUAAAGCAAUAUUUGGCAUGCACGUCUCUCCAUAUUUGCCCACUGGUAUCAUCGGUUCAAGACCUGGUCCUAUUAUGGCUGGUGCAGGAAGGUUUACAGCAAUAAUGCAAGGGAAAGGCGGACAUGCAGCAUUACCACAUAAUACUAGGGAUCCAGUUCUUGCUGUUUCAAUGGCAGUUCUUGCACUCCAGCAACUUGUUUCUCGAGAAACUGAUCCUCUGGAGUCCCGGGUUGUCUCUGUUGCAUUCGUAGAUGGUGGUGAGGCUGGAAAUGUAAUCCCUGACAGCGUAAAGUUUGGGGGAACAUUUCGGUUCAUGACAUCUGAGGGCCAUUCCUAUCUUAAGCAAAGAAUUAAAGAGAUCAUCGAGAUACAAGCAGCCGUACAUCAAUGUUCUGCCACUGUUGAUUUUGCGGAGGACUUAAUGAGGCCAUAUCCACCAACUGUAAACGAUCCCACUAUCUACGAGCACGCUAAAAAGGUUGGAGAAAACUUGCUCGGUGAGCAAAAUGUGCUGUAUGCUCCAGUUACGAUGGGGGCGGAGGACUUCAGCUUUUAUUCCCAAAAGAUGUCAGCUGCAUUUUUUAGCAUCGGUGCACAAAAUAAAACGGCUGCGUCUGGUGGUGUUAAAGGUUUGCACUCCCCCUACUUCACUCUUGAUGAAGAUGUUCUACCAAUAGGAGCAGCCCUCCAUGCUGCUGUUGCCAUCUCUUACUUUGACACACAUGUUCAGACAUAGUAGAAUAGCAUUUUGGGAUUGAAAAAUCAUCUUGUUUGUAAAUGAAAAACAUUGUGAUUUGACUUCUUUGUUAGUAAAAAAGCAUACAUGCAUUUUUUGCUUA